Messenger RNA from Drosophila bipectinata, 2700 nucleotides. RefSeq names its product R3H and coiled-coil domain-containing protein 1. Gene Ontology annotation, molecular function: nucleic acid binding. The record is from RefSeq and is a predicted model, not a curated record. Lineage: Eukaryota; Metazoa; Arthropoda; Insecta; Diptera; Drosophilidae.
UAUAAUACAGCUGCAAUAAUCUUAUAUGCGACCAAAGUGUCGCAUUUUUUAACGAUCAAACUGGAAAACGGGUUGCGAACGUCAUUCGCAAAUAGUAUAAGUCUGAUAGAUCAAGAGUUUGUCCAUAAUGUCGGUUGUGAUAUCGAGCUGUUUGUAAAGAAGCGCCUCAGUUCUGGGGUUCUUCUCUUUCCACCUGUGGGCAAUUACCGCCGUUAUCUCAUCCAUCAAACAUGUGAGAGCUACCGCCAGCAGUACGAUCUGUUCACGUUCUCAGUGGGGCAAGGGCCGCACCGACGCACGGUAUUGUGCUUUCGCAAUCAGCUCCUCGAUCCGCACGGCUUUGAAGCCCGCAAGCAACAACAGUUAAAGGAAAAGGAAAGAGACAAGCAGCAGAGGGACAGGGAGUCAGUGAAGAGCUGGCGGAGCAGUCAUCCCCCCACUAACGGUAGCAGCAACAACAACAACAACAACCACAGCAGAAGCAGCAGCGCCAGCAGAAGAAACAUAACGGCAACGGAGCUCUGUAAAAUGGGCGUUAAGAAGCAUAUCAACGAAGCACCAUUAAGCAAAUCGAACUCGGUGGAUCUGUACCGACCGCCAGCAUUGAGGAACAACAGCAGCAGCGAAGAGGCUGCCACACUCGAACACUCCGCCACUGCAACGAAACCAGACACCACAGAAGCAACAACAACAGCUGCAGGAACAGCAACAAUUACUGCAUCUUCCGGUCCUACCUCCACAGAUAGCAGAGAGCAACAAGUGGACGAGUCGUCGUCGUCAGUGGUCUCCGCCGAAGCAGCAGCAGCAGCAGCGACCCGUCGCAAACGCCGUCCCGAUCGCGCCGUUUAUGUGCCAAGGGCACGACGGAGUCAAACCACACCACCGACCAGUACCAGCACCAGCACUAGCACCAGCACCAAUACCAAUACCAACACCAGCACAACAACAAUAACGAUAGCAACAGGUAGUAGUACGCCAGCAGCAGCGGACAUUGUUGUCGCUCCGACGCCGGCAGUUGCAAAUACAACGCCAGUUGCAGAUACACACUCGCCCAAAGCGGACGAUACGAACGGUACGCAGCCUAAUCCCAAGAAAUCCAGGUCGCAUCGCGAGCGCAGAGAACGCGGCCGAAAAUCCGAGCAGGCAGCAUUAGCAGGAAGACACCAGGAAGCGGCAUCUACUGUACUCGUGAUAGCAGGAACUGAAAACGAAUCGCCGAACCAACAGCCGGCCAAGCCAGCGGAAAGUAUCGGCAACUGUGAUAGCGAGACCAUGAGCGGCGCCCAGCGAACCAAAUCUGGAAAAUCAGCUAGGAAUGGAAAACAGCAGCCUGUGCCGCCUUUGCGCAUCGAGGAUGUGGCCUCGGCCAGGACUAAUACCAAUGGCGAGGAGGCGGCCAAAUGUGAUAACGAUGUGCGCGAGCUGCAAAGGGCCUCAAAGGAAAUCAAUCGCAGUAAUCGUCGCAUUAUGAAACAAACCUUCGUCUCAGAUGUCUUGGAGAUUCCGGAAAAAAUUGAAACGUCGGUAGCCAAGCCCACAGACUCAGUAAGACCACCGCCUGCAGACAGCACCACCGAGGACGAUGAAGAGGAGGAGGAUGAGGAUGAUUGGGAGACCAAGUUUGACGAGAGCGGCGACUGCCUGGAUCCCAAGAUUCUUCAAGAACUGAGUGAAUCGGUGGGAAAAUGUAAAAUCGAAUUGCCCAAAAUGGACUACACCGUUUUCCAUAUCAAGCAAUCCCUGCUCAAUGAGGAGGAGUUCCCCCACGUAUUAGAAGUUUCCAAUUUCCCCGUGGAGUUCAAAACCCCCGAUCUACUCAUGCUGUUCUCUCAGUACAAGGGUAGCGGCUUUGAGAUUAAAUGGGUGGACGACACCCAUUGCCUGGCUGUGUUUAGCAGUUCACGUAUCGCUGCCGAAGUUCUGACGAUGGGACAUCCGUUUGUGAAAUUGAAGCCACUGGCCGAGGCCACACUGGAGUCGCGACUGAAGGCAAAGAAGGCCGGUGCCACCUCACUGCAACCGUAUCGCCAGCGACCGGAAACAUGCACGGCCUUGGCCCGUCGCCUGGUGUCCGGUGCAUUGGGCGUCAAACUGCCCACAGCGCCGCAGGAGCGUGAGAAGGAGAGGCGGGUACUACGCGAAGCCAAAGAACGCAAGCUGUUAGCUGCCAAACAGCGGGACGAGGCCUGGGAAAGCUAGGUCGCGGCCUCUGCUGGCAAUGUGCAUUUUUCUCGCAUGCCCCACGCAUGCCACCAACGACCCUCAACAAAACCGAUAAUAGCUACAAAUACUAAAAAAAAAACAAAAAGAAAAAGAAAAACAAAUACCGGGCCCAACACCCACAAAAACUCUCAAUCAAAGCUAUUAAAAUAAGCGUCAUUUGCAUGGCCAUGCAAUCUACUUUUAAAUGUUCGCUUUUUGUGCAAUUAACACAGAUUUUUGCUCAAUUUGUUGUAGUCUUAGAUGAUGAUGCAUUAACAGCAUAUUUGGUGCAAUGCAUAAUUUAUCGCCUAGGCCGUAAGAGAGAAUAUAUCUAUAUAUAUACAUAUAUAUAUUUAUUGGUCGUCGUAGAAGAUAAAAUUGCAUAUAUAUGAUAUGUACGUGUUGUUUUAACUCCAGGCGUAAAUCUUAAUUUUUAAGCGCAAGCAAUUUAUACAUACAUAUAUAUUUUAAUAAAGUUUAUAGCUCUUAAGUACGAAA